UCUCACGGAGCAGAUGAUUUUCAUAAACUUCCUCUGAGCCUCCAAUAAUAAUAUGGACAGACUUAAAUGGAAACAUUUAUAUCCAAUCCCACUCAUAAUAUGGAAAAGAAGAUGUUAUAGUUUUUAUUGAAAUUACAACUCUUUCCAAAUUCGAUUAGAGAAAUAGAAAUGGGAAAGUUGCAAUCGAAACAUGGUAAGACAGUUUGCGUUUCGACAUGUCGACGUAUCAUGGAUUCUUUAUACUAUUUUUCUUUUUCUUUUCUAGCAUCUAAACGGAGAGAAAAUCCAGAAGGAGGUGCUUUCAACGAGGCAGACUGUGAUGGCGAAGUAGACAGAAACGCAGACAAGCAGAAUCUUUGUGGUAGAGAUCCAAAAGAAGAUCAUUACUGUUCACUGGAGGUAAUAUUGCCACCAGACAGAGUAACAGAGAGUCACAAACCUCUCCUUUCUUCUCCUGAAAACGAAAGACAGCAACCUCUCAAAGAUGCACCGAGGAGAAAUGGAAAGAGAGAUGAUGUGGAGUGUAAUGUGUCUACGGAUGAAAAUCUUCAUGAUUGGAUGAUCACAUUGUGCGAUUUUGACAGCAACGGCAAAGUGACCAAAGAGAAUAUGUUGUGCUUGAUGCAUGCAAUCUAUGAGGUGGUGGAGGCAUCAGUUAAACAGAUGGUUCUUAGCAAUGGCACAACUCUGCGUGUGAAGCUGAGUGUCACCCCAUUAACCAAAGGCAACAGAAAAGAUCGAGUUGUUGGAAUAUCUCAUAAAGAGCGAGAUCAAAGGGAGGGAACAAUGCAGUGUGCAGAAAGCCAUCAUAUUCAAAUUAGAGGCCAGAGCUCAGGUCAGUUGGGUGAUCCGGACAGAAAGCACUAUUCUGUUGAUGAAAACACAGAACGUAGGAACCACUAUCUAGAUCUGGCUGGGAUUGAGAACUACACCUCCCGAUUUGAAGCUGAACCAUCUGCUGAGAAAAAGAAGCAGGACAGCCAAUCCCAUGGCCAUCACCGUCGCUCUCAGACCGUGACCUCCAGCCCUGUGGAGUCUUCUGGUAGGUCCAUUCCUUUCCUCGGGUCACUCCACAACCGCAGCAAGUCUGUCAGUGGCAGUGGAGCUGCAACCAAACCCAGCAAGCUCCAUGGGCAUCACCCUGUGACCUGGUGCCAUCCAUCCCAGCAACAAACGCAGCCUCCUCUGAUGCAUAGCUCCAGCAAACGCACCCGUGCCAGGACCCGUGAGACCACAUCACCUUCCAGAGGCAACCAGGGCCUGGACAGAGAGUUGCAGCCUGGGCCAUCUGUCCCUGCUGGGGGCUUUAUGCCCAUUCCUCAAAGGCAUGAGCACCAUCAUCACCAUGAGCAUCAUCAUCACCAUCAUCAUCACCAUUACCACCCAGCAUAAGAGUUCUGAAGCAGUUCAGGUCAUGGGAAUUUCAGUGAGUGGCACCAAAAUGAGUGACAAAGUAGCAAACUCUGAUACCUUUUUGAAGGUAGAAUUAAUUUUGUUCUCUACAUACAAAGAGGAACUGUGGUUCAUCUGUCACACAGUUAGAACAUUUCUACAAGAAAAGGGCUGGACCACGUUUAUUUAAUAAUAAUAGUAUAGAUAUAUACUGCUCAAAACAAUUAAGGGAACAUGUUAUCAUCACAGUAUAAUACAGAGUCAAUUAAACUUCAGGGAUAUCAAUCUGUCCAGUUAGGAAGCGUAAGCGAUUGUGAAUCAAUGUCACCUGUUUUGGUGCAAAUGAAAGUGACAGCAGGUGCACAUGAGAGGCUAAAGCAAGACAUCCCCCAAAAAGGGAAUUGUUUUGCUGGUGGUGGCCACAGACAAUUGCUCUCUCCUUAUAAUUCCUGACUGAUUCUUCUCUAGUUUUGCAUUUUGCUAGUGUCCUUGGCACUACUGGUAGCAUGAUGCUGCAGCCCGUUCAGGUUGCACAGGUAGUUCAGCUCCUCCAGGAUGGCACAUCCAUACGUGCCGUCACAAGAAGGUUUUCAGUGUCUCCCAGUACAGUCUCAAGAGCAUGGAGGAGAUACAAAGAGAUGGGCCAUUACAUGAGGAGAGCUGGACAGGGCCAUAGAAGGGUGUCAACCCAGCAGCAGGACCGUAAUCUGCUCCUUUGUGUGAGGAACAGGAGGAUAACUGCCAGAGCCCUACACAAUUACCUCCAGCGGGUUACUGGUGCAUGUUUCGGACCAAACUGUCAGAAACAGACUCCAUGAGAGUGGCAUGAGGGCCCGACGUCCUCUAGUGGGACCUGUGCACACAGCCCAGCACUGUGCAGUUCGCCAGAGAACACCAGAAUUGGCAGGUCCAGCAUUGGCGCCUCGUUCUCUUCACAGAUGAGAGCAGAUUCACACUGAGCACAUGUGACAGGUGUGAAAGAGUCUGGAGAUGCCGUGGUGAUCGUUAUGCUGCCUGCAACAUCAUCCAGCAUGACCGGUUUGGCGGUGGGUCAGUGAUGGUCUGGGAGGCAUAUUCUUGGAGGGUUGCACAGACCUCCACGUGCUAGCCAAUGGUACCCUGACUGCUGUUAGGUACCGGGUUGAAAUCUUCAGACCCAUUGUCAGAACUUACGCUGGUGCAGUGGACCCUGGGUUCCCCCUGGUGCAGGACAAUGCCUGGCCUCGUGUGGCCAGAAUGUGUAGGCAGUUCCUGGAUGAUGAAGACAUUGAUGCCAUUGACUGGCCCUCAUGUUCCCCAGACCUGAAUCCAAUUGAGAACCUAUGGGACGUUAUGUAUCGUUGCAUCCGAUGCCGACAAGUGGCACCACAGACUGUCCAGGAGCUCACUGAUGCCCUGAUCCAGGUCUGGGAGGAGAUCCCCCAGGACAUAAUCCGCUGUUUCAGCAGGAGCAUGCCCAGACAUUGUCGGGAGUGCAUGCAGGCAUGUGGGGGCCAUACACACUACUGAGUCACAUUUUGAGUUGCCGUGAUGAAAUUCACAGAAGUUGGAACUUCAAUUGAUUUCAGUUGUUAUCUUGGUGGUGUGAGUUUGAAUCCAGCCCUUAAACAGUUGGUGAUUUUGGUUUCCAUUGACCAUUGUUACGUCAUUUUCCUCUCAACCAAUUAUACAGUGUACAGUGAAGAUUUUGAUCUUCAAUAUAUUUUGCUCAUCGAGAUUCAAUGUGUGAUUUAAGUGUUGCCUUAAGUAUUUUGAGCCGUGUAUAUGUGUGUGUGUGUAUAUAUAUAUAUAUAUAUAUAUAUAUAUAUAUAUAUAUAUAUAUAUAUAUAUAUAUAUAAACGGCACUUGCACAAAAUCUGCAUUCACACCCAUUAUGUAAUUAUGUGCUUCCCUCUUGUUGUUCUAAAUCGAAUUGUUAAAGCAGAAGUGUGUAAUUUCUGCACCAUGAAUGAAAUUGCAAAAAUAAACAUUUGUUUUCAAACAGCUUUGUGAAUACACCCCCUGUCUGCUGUUGAUAAAACAAACAGAUAGUCCCACCCCAAACUCAUGCCAUUGGUUGUGUCAGUGUUGUUGAGUCAGGCUGGAUGGGUUGCUCAAAACAAAUAGCAUUUUUUUUUGUCGAACCACAGAGUAUUUACUGUUUCUGAGAAAAUUAACCCACACAUGACUAACUUACAGUUGUCUUUGUAUAUUAAACUGGGAUAUGAGGAAAUGUUUUAACACAGAAAGUUACACACUUAAGCUUUAAGCUCAAACUUGUUUUAUCCAAUAGUUCAUAGCUCCGAUUUUGAUAUAAUACAUUUGGGUUUCCUUUUUGGUUUGAAAAAUGUAGCAUAUUAGUAUUGAGUAUAUGCUUAGUUCUAAAAGUAAUUGUAAUACUUGGGUUUAUGUGGUGCAAGAUAACUCAAAUUUAGGAGCCUUUGAAACUGAAGAUGUUUUCCUCAGUAUUUUAUUCUAUAUAGAUAUGACCAGUUUUAUUUAUUUCAUAUGUCAAUGUUUUUAUUAAUGUAUUUUUAAGAGUAAAGUUUUUAAACCAAAGAUAGUCUUUACAUCUAUAUUCCAUGUUUAUGUUCU
Molecule: messenger RNA, 3966 nt
Organism: Xyrauchen texanus (razorback sucker)
Lineage: Eukaryota; Metazoa; Chordata; Actinopteri; Cypriniformes; Catostomidae
Product: protein naked cuticle homolog 2
Exons: 9
Coding region: 169-1392 (407 amino acids)
Biological process (GO): negative regulation of Wnt signaling pathway
Cellular component (GO): cytoplasm
Source: RefSeq, a predicted model, not a curated record